GGAUCAUACAAUAAUUUAACAUGUGUUUCAGAUGCCUCAGGGAUGUUGGUACGCAAAUUAUUGGGCCCCGAGCAAUGCCGAUUUUACACUGUUUUCAAUGGGCCUGAAUCCUUUGACCGACUUUUACUCACAAAUUUUAGAGUGACUGUGCCGGUAGAGGGCGCUGUUCUCAACAGUAUUACUUUGCAGAUGUCGACAUGGCAGUUCGAGGCAAUUAUGUGACGGCAGUAUUCCAGACAAAAUUCAGUCAAGAUCCGAUACCGGAACGUGCUGGAAUCAAGCGAGGAAAAUGUGUUACAAUCACACCAAGAAAAAAUCCCAAAAUCGAUUUCAGGAGGCCACAUAAACCCUGUGCCCGCAGUGGCCAUGCAGCUGUUGCUGACAGCAACAACUUGUACAUCUUUGGUGGUUAUAACCCCGAUCUAGAAACCUUACAGGACUACUUUGGUCCAGAUGAAGAGAUGUUGUUCCCUCUUUUCCAGGAGGUUUGGCGAUAUAACUUUGACACCAAUAUGUGGAGGAGGUUAAACACGCGGGGACAUAUUCCCAUGCAACUGGCGUCCAUGUCCAUGGUACUCUUCAGCAGUUAUAUACUGGUAUUUGGUGGUACUGGUUUCCCAUUUGGUCCAACUACCAGCAAUGAUGUCUGGUACCUGAACCUCAAGGACAAGCGAUGGAAGUCACUCAAAGCAAAGGAAUGUGAAACAAAGCAACCAGUGCCAGGCUAUGGACAGGCUAUGGCCGUCAUUGGCAAUCAUCUACAUGUCUAUGGUGGCACAACAGGUUGGGAUUACAACUCUGAUGUCCAUCGCUGCAACUUGACCACAGGCCAGUGGGAGCGAUUAUUCAGUCUGGAAGAAUUCUAUACCAGUAGGGUCCGAAAAAACAACUCGGAACCUACACCACAGAUCCCUAAACCCAGGUACAGACAUGAGAUACUCACAGACGGUAAGAGGCUGUAUGUCAUUGGUGGAGGCACGUCAGUUGAAGCAUAUCCGCUAGACAAGAUCCAUGCCUUUAAUUUGGAAACAAAUGAAUGGGAAUUGAUGACAACUUUGGAAGACCCCCAACAUGGCUUUCCUGAAAACAGAAGAUGCCAUGGAUGCGCACAGCUGGACAAUGAGGGUUAUGUAACUGGUGGGUAUAGUGGCAAGAGAAUCUUUGAUGACAUCUGGCGGCUUGAACUGAAAACGUUACAGUGGACCAGGUUAGAGGCCAGACUACCUCAACCUGUGUACUUCCAUUCAUCAGCUGUAACACCGACUGGUUGCCUUUACUGCCACGGAGGUGUGAUAAGCCCAACAGGAGAUGAGAGAUCAGACUCACUUACAAGAAUCUGGCUGAAGACACCUAGCCUCGUCAUGACAUGCUGGGAACGAGUACUGUCCUUGAUUCCUGAUCUUCACAUCAUGCCUGAACGGAAACUUAUGGAGCUGGGUAUCCCUAGACAUCUGUUAGAAAGAAUGACAUAGAACAUUGUCGUCAAUAGUUUUGAUUGAAGGAACUGUAUUAUGAACCUUUGAAAGAGACUUUGAACACUAACGCGGAAUUUCUUCAUAUUUUGACUUCAUGCUGCUCAACUGAACCUAUAUUCUAAAAACAGAAAUGUUUGUGAACUGUUGUGCCGUUUACAUCAAAUCUCCUCAUGUGUGCUCUCCUUGCUAAAUCGAGCUGAACAAGAGAAGAAUGGAAGCUGCUGAAACUGAUCAGAAUCAACCAGUUUGUAUGACAGUUGUCUGUGUUCACAGUAGAAUUCAUCAAGAUAAUGCACAAUGCACAAAGCACCUGCUGUCAUAUCAAUUAUGGUGAGAAGAUGGGCAAUGUCUGAAACAAACUUCCACAGUUAUGGCUGUGGCUAAUGUCUGCAGGGCCCCCAGGUAUAUUCAGUAAUACCAGAACCACAACUUUCACAGUUAUGGCUGUGGCUAAUGUCUGCAGGGUCCCAAGGUAUAUUCAGUAAUACCAGAGGCAUUCUUCAACCUUGGGAUUGCCUUAGAAUACCAGAAUGUAGGAAUUGGAUGCUAAGAUGCAUUUUUAAGUGUGAUCUUUGAACUUCCUGAAGCUGUUUUUUUUUUAGACAUUACUAGCGGAUUGUCAUGUAGACCUACUUUUUGGUCAGUGUAAAUAAGGUAGAUUGAUAUAUUGCCCAUAUCAAAGAUCUCCAUCUCUUAGCCAUCUUUUGCGUUUACUUCACUUGUUGUCUUAUACCAAACCCCUUUACCAUAUGAAUCAAGUCUUUGCAUGUAUAUAUAAGCAUAUUCAUUAUCCACCUGUUGAUUUGCUCAUUAUCUAUCGAUUGCUUCGGACGUCUUAACCACUCUUACUCUGGGAAGAAGUCUGAGGCUCAUCCACAAUUGACAAGCACAAGCUAGAGUUGCUGAUGAAGACACGUGUCUGAGUGGUUAUUGUACUCAUAUCAGUUGACUUGCCGUCUGAAGAGUGAGGCCUGGUGUUGUAAUUGAUCAUGAGUCCAUCACAAGUUUUUGCACAAGAUCAGUCAUUAUUAAAAUGGCAAACAAUGACAAA
Molecule: messenger RNA, 2526 nt
Organism: Acanthaster planci (crown-of-thorns starfish)
Lineage: Eukaryota; Metazoa; Echinodermata; Asteroidea; Valvatida; Acanthasteridae
Gene: klhdc10
Product: kelch domain containing 10
Biological process (GO): positive regulation of stress-activated MAPK cascade
Molecular function (GO): protein binding
Source: RefSeq, a predicted model, not a curated record